This is a messenger RNA of Erigeron canadensis, 3007 nucleotides long. Its product is annotated as DNA topoisomerase 3-alpha. The transcript is spliced from 24 exons. Gene Ontology annotation, cellular component: nucleus. Gene Ontology annotation, biological process: DNA topological change. The record is from RefSeq and is a predicted model, not a curated record. Lineage: Eukaryota; Viridiplantae; Streptophyta; Magnoliopsida; Asterales; Asteraceae. Gene Ontology annotation, molecular function: DNA binding; zinc ion binding; DNA topoisomerase type I (single strand cut, ATP-independent) activity. Bases 25 to 2844 code for a protein of 939 amino acids.
CGAACCCAAACUUCCGGCCACCAAAUGGCGGCAAGCCGAAGACCGAUCAAGGUACUAAACGUUGCCGAAAAGCCAUCGGUUGCGAAAACCGUAUCCACAAUCUUAUCAGGAAACCAGGGUUUUAGAACCCGAGAAGGGAGAUCAAGAUAUAACAAGAUAUUCGAAUUUAAUUACAUGAUUAACGAACAGCCAUGUCAUAUGGUGUUCACUAGUGUUACAGGGCAUCUAAUGGAGAUCGAUUUCGAACCCCGGUAUCGAAAGUGGCAUUCUUGUGAUCCUCUUGAUCUGUUUCAUGCUCCUAUUUGUAAAUAUGUUCCUGAGGACAAGGUAGACAUCAAAAGGACCUUGGAGGAGGAAGCCAGAAAAUGCCAAUGGCUUGUCUUGUGGCUUGAUUGUGAUCCAGAAGGAGAGAACAUUGCAUUUGAAGUUGUGGAAGUUUGCUUAAGUGUAAAUUCUCAUCUCACCAUUAAGAGGGCAACGUUCUCUACAUUAACAACGCAACUUCACGAAAAGGUCAAAAUGCUUGUACAGCCUGAUCAAUUUGUCUCUGCUGCUAUAGAUGUUAGGCAAGAAGUAGAUCUUCGAAUAGGUGCUUCCUUCACGAGAUUUCUGACAAUGCUACUGAAAGAUGCAUUUGUUUUUGAUGUUCCUACAGAUGGCACAAACCUUAUUCUAAGUUAUGGUCCUUGUCAGUUUCCCACAUUGGGAUUUGUCGUGGAACGGUAUUGGGAGAUCUUAGCACAUGAACCUGAAGAGUUUUGGAAGAUCCAGUGUUCACAUACAACUGAUGAAGGAACUGCUAACUUUAGUUGGAUGCGUGGGCAUUUGUUUGAUCACACCUGUGCCGUACUACUUUAUGAGAUGUGUGUCCAAGAACCCAUUGCAACCGUCACGAAUAUUCUACAGAAAGAGGAGAAAAAACUCCCUCCUUACCCAUUAAACACUCUUGAGCUAGAAAAACGAGCAUCACGUUAUUUUAGAAUGAGUUCUGAACAAACCAUGAAGAUUGCAGAAGAGCUCUAUCAGUCUGGUUUCAUAAGCUAUCCUCGUACAGAGACUGAUUUGUUUUCAGAAGGGACUGACUUGCGUAUACUUGUACAAGAACAACAGGAGCAUCCUGUGUGGGGUCCAUAUGCCCAACGACUCUUGGAUCCUUCAUCAGGACUUUGGAUGAUACCACUUAAUGGUGGGCAUGAUGACAAAGCCCAUCCUCCUAUUCACCCAACAAAAUUUUCACCUGGAGAACCUGGAUGGAGUGAGAAUCAUAAAAAAGUGUAUGAGUUGGUUGUUCGACAUUAUUUGGCAUGUGUUUCUCAACCGGCUGUUGGAGCUGGAACUACAGUAGAUAUUGACAUUGCUGGUGAGAUGUUUUCAGCAAGAGGAAGGAUAAUACUUGCUAGAAAUUAUUUGGAUGUCUAUCGAUUCGAAAAAUGGGGUGGAUCACUUAUCCCAAGCUACACAAUUGGACAGCAGUUCACUCCAACAUCUAUGACCCUUGAAUCAGGGAUUACAAGACCACCACCCCUCUUAAGUGAAUCUGAUCUUCUAGAACUAAUGUUCAGGAAAGGCAUUGGCACGGAUGCUACGAUGCAUGAUCAUAUAAAGAAGCUGACUGAUCGGUUUUAUGCUACUAAAGAGGCGUUGCAUUUCAAGCCAACUAAUCUUGGUGAGGCAUUAGUUAUGGGAUAUGAUGAUAUGCGCCUCACUCAUGAACUUUGGAAGCCAGAACUUCGCAGUAUGAUGGAAAAGUACAUGAAAGAUGUUGGUGGUAGAAAAAUGAGAAAAGAUGAUGCUUUAGCAAGUUGCUUACAGAUUAUGAAGACUUGCUUUUUAGAUGCCAGGUUAAAUAAAGUCAAACUUUUCGAAGCCUUUGAAAUUUACUUUGACAGAACAAAUAGAACCGGUGGGGAUGAGCAACAUAAUCAUGGACAGCUUGUGCGGAAAUGUGAUGUUUGCCAGGAGUCAGAAUUGUUUCUUAGGAAGAAACCGGAUGGAAAGUUCAUGAUUGGUUGCUUGGCUUUUCCUCAGUGCAGAAACGUCAUCUGGCUUCCUGGAUCCAUAUCAGAAGCGACUGUUACUCCAACUGUUUGCGAUACAUGUACUCCAGGACCUAUUUUCAAGAUACAGUUCACAUUUCGCCAGCGGGAAAUACCUCUACACUUCAAUAUCCACCAUUUAGGCUGUGUUGGUGGCUGUGAUGAUGUUAUGAGAGAGCUUAUUGAAAUAUCUGGUUUUGGACGUCACAAUUUUACAAGGGCACCAGCAACAGGACGGGGAACAACUGCACCUUCCAGGAAUGAUCCUCAAAAUAACCAGCAGCGAACAAGAGGACGCGGAACCACUGCACCUUUAAGGAACGGCUCUCAAAAUAACCCGCAGCAGAAUACUUGCAGCUUCUGUCACCAGACAGGACAUUCAUCAAGUGAUUGUUAUUCAGGGACUUCUCAGAACCGUAGUUCUCGUUUUCAGAGAGUCAACGCUCAUGAUGGUGAUCCAGUGAUUCCUUGCACUACCUGUGGUUCGCCCUGCUCUUUAAAAACCGCCAACACAGAGGCCAAUAGGGGAAGAAAAUUCUACUCAUGUCAGGCACAAGGUUGCAAGUUUUUUGUCUGUUGGGAAGAUAGUGUCCCUUCUACCAGAGGUGGUGGCAGCUAUUCCAACAAUGCAAGCACUUCAGCUGCAAACACCAGCAGGAGGGGGGGUCGAGGGGGAGGUAGAGCUAACAGCAGUGAUGUUAGAUUUGUAUCGGCUACAGGUGACCCUGUUUCUGGGAGAAGCUGCUUUAUCUGUGGUGAUCCAUCACAUUUUGCAAACGUCUGCCCAAAUCGUGCUAUGCGUAACUGAUAUGCUACUUGCUCUUUUGGAUAUCGUAAGUGAGUUUGUAAGGUAGUCAUGUUUGGGUGAUAUACCUUUUUUUAAUUUGGAGCAGAUAGAACUUCUAAUUGGUGACUUUUAGUUUUGAUCUGAAUUGACGUGGGAAUUUACUAGAUACCGUAAAACUUCUUGA